ACUUCAUACGAAAGUGGGUGUUCGAUACAGCACUAAAUACAACUAAUAAUUAUUUUUAUGAUAUAUGGGAGACAUGAACUCAUGAAAAUUAACUAUGGAGGGACUGCCUUCUGGAGACAUUCAGGCCAAGUACCAAAAAUUAGCGGCAGAGUAUUCAAAACUGAGGGUUCACGUUAAAGUAUUGAAGAAAGGCGUACUAGAUGAACAGGCUAAAUCAAAUGAACUACGAGAAUCUUUGAAGGAGAAGGAAAAAACGUUACGGAAGGGUGAACUCGAAAUUGAUUCACUAACGUUUAGAAACCAGCAGCUAACGCGCCGCGUCUCCGUCCUUCAAGAUGAACUUGAUACUCUGCAGAAUAAAUUAAGCAAAAAGUCAAAAAGUAAAGGUGAUGACAAGGUAGCAACUACAAGUAAUUCACAAGCAUUAGAUGCAGGUCUUCUACAGGAAGAGUUGCAAAAGAAAAUCAUUGAAAAUGCCCAGUAUGCGUCUCAGCUUUCAGAUAAGACAUUUGAAGUAUCUCAGCUUCAAGCCACAAUAGACGAUUACCAAAGGCAUAUCAAUGAAAGCGAGAGUAAAUAUAAAUGUGAUAUUGCAAAAUUAAAAAAUAAAAACCAGGAGCUUCAAUUUUCAUUAGAAGGUGUACAAAAGGAAAGACUAGGAGUGACACCAAAGGCCCAAACAAGUAGUCAAGCUGCCAGUUGUAAUGGCGACUUUCUGUCUGAAGCUGGAAGCUUGGUUGGCAGUGAAGAUGCACUUAGUUCUGUAGAUGAUUUAAAUGUCAACGAACAGCUUAGUACAAAAACACACAACUUAGAACAGGAAAAUCAAAAAUUACGGAUGGAAUAUGAAUUGUUACAAAUGGAGAACGAAAGUCUAAAACUAGAAAUAGGUAAAUAUGUGUCGGCAUCGCAAAAGAGGAGAGGAGAGACGCAUGACUCUGGAGACUUCAACUGCUUUAGCGAAACUUCUGUAGACGCGGAGGGCAGAGUGACGGGUCUCCUGGGCAGCUUAGAAGUACCGUUCCUUAUAAGCCACGAGCUGCUACAGCGUGAGGAACGUGUGCAGGCCUACUACCGCGCUAAGCUGAGUGAGCUGAGCGCGCAGCUAGACAUACGAGAGAGCAAGACUGAGCAUUAUGUUAAAGAGUGCGAGAUGCUUCGGCAACGAUUCGAAGUGAUGGAACUGGAAAAGGAGACCGACGCUAACACGAUACAGGACAAACACAACACCAUCAGCAGAUUGGAAGAGGAGCUACAAUCGACGUCGCGGAACUACGAGCAGCAGUUAGGUGUACUCACGGAACACGUCGCUGCGCUUAAUGAGCACAUCGCGCGACAACACGACCAGCUCACGGUGUUGAAGCACCAACGCGACGGUAGGAGGAAGUAGCUCAUCCUUCUACAGUUACAGGUCUGAUCACCAGCCUGGCAUCGAAGAGCAUCAUCUAACACACCUAGAAACAUCACUUGUCUAUCUGUCUGUGACACUGUCAUAAUAUAUGAAACUUUGUUAAAUAGGUACUAUUUCAAAAGACUUCAAAAAAGCGGGCAGUACCCAAUUUCAGUCAAUAAGUGUUUUUUGUUGACCAUUAAACAAUUUAAUUCCAAUUUGCACUGGUGCUCAGUAUAUUAAUGUUAGAUAGCCUAAAAUAAUGCAAACUUUUUCUUUCUGAACCACACCUGUUCAGCUUAACUUGACGCCUGAGUGAUUAGUAAUUAGUGGGUAGCAUUGUUUCGUCAUGUAUUCUGAAAAGCCAAGAACAAUAACAAGAUGUCGAUCUUGGUCGCUUAUUCUGUGUUAUGGUGUGUUUUUAAUAUGAUCAAGUUAUAUUGCCGAAAGUGGUAGAAAUUAUAAGAGAGAAAAUAUUCUUCAAGUUUAGAAGAAAAGGCCAAGGUUUAUUAUAUUUUUGCCCUUAACAGGAUCACUCACCUGUUCAAAGAUUAGACUAAAGAAGACUAUCAUUUCUAGGGAAAGUUUUAGAAAUAU
Molecule: messenger RNA, 1987 nt
Organism: Pararge aegeria (speckled wood butterfly)
Lineage: Eukaryota; Metazoa; Arthropoda; Insecta; Lepidoptera; Nymphalidae
Product: protein phosphatase 1 regulatory subunit 21
Exons: 10
Coding region: 95-1390 (431 amino acids)
Cellular component (GO): early endosome; membrane
Source: RefSeq, a predicted model, not a curated record